Molecule: messenger RNA, 3870 nt
Organism: Bemisia tabaci
Lineage: Eukaryota; Metazoa; Arthropoda; Insecta; Hemiptera; Aleyrodidae
Product: Ubiquitin-like activating enzyme 2
Biological process (GO): protein sumoylation
Cellular component (GO): cytoplasm; SUMO activating enzyme complex
Molecular function (GO): SUMO activating enzyme activity
Source: RefSeq, a predicted model, not a curated record
AAUACACCGACAAUUGACCGACAUGAGUGAAUGUUGUGUGUUUUGAUAAAAUUCAGCAGUUCUUCAGUUUUCGCAAAUUUUAAUUACAUCUAAUGCUUGCAGUUCAGUGAAAAGUGGCUUCCAGUUAUUGUUAACCAUCUCAUUUCAAGUUCAUCAUUUAAGAAAUUAAUCCUUAUCCGUAGCUGAAAAUGGCAGCAGAAAUUCCAGGAGUGUUUGAGAGCAGUCUACAAGACUUCGUGAAGAAAUCCAAAGUCCUUGUCGUCGGAGCCGGUGGUAUCGGUUGUGAAAUUCUCAAAAAUCUUGUUCUCACUGGCUUUAGUGACAUCGAAAUCAUUGAUCUAGAUACUAUUGAUGUCAGCAACUUAAAUCGGCAGUUCUUAUUCCAAAAGCAACAUGUCGGAAAAUCUAAGGCUGUGGUAGCAAGAGAAAGUGCUCUUAAAUUCAACCCAUCAGUUUCAAUCAAAGCAUACCAUGCCAGUAUUAUAAGCCCUGACUUUGGAGUCUCUUUUUUCAAACAAUUCCAAGUCGUUCUCAAUGCACUAGACAAUCGCGCAGCACGGAAUCAUGUGAACAGAAUGUGUCUAGCUGCAGACGUUCCACUUCUUGAGUCAGGCACAGCCGGAUAUGAAGGUCAAGUUGAACUAAUCAAAAAAGGAAUGACCAAGUGUUAUGAAUGUGAUCUCAAGACAGCCUCCAAAACAUAUCCUGGUUGUACUAUCAGAAAUACCCCUUCAGAGCCAAUUCACUGCAUUGUUUGGGCCAAACAUUUGUUCAAUCAGCUGUUUGGAGAGGAUGAUCCUGACGAAGAUGUCUCCCCUGACACCGCAGAUCCGGAAGCAUCAGGGAAAGCAGGAGAUACUGCUCUGAACACAGAGGCCAACGACACUGGCAACGUCAUCCGGGUCUCCACACGAACAUGGGCUCAGUCUUGCAAUUAUGAUCCUCAAAAAUUGUUUGAUAAAUUAUUCCAUGAUGACAUCAAGUAUCUUUUGAGCAUGAGUAACUUAUGGAAAACUCGCAGACCCCCAACACCUCUUGUUUCAACUGAACUUCCUGAUGCAGCCGCUGGAAGUAGUAAAGAGGAAGAUUCAGGAUUGAAAGACCAAAGAUGUUGGAGUAUUGCAGAAUGCUAUACUGUUUUUGCAAAUAGUUGUAAGCAGCUCAGAGAACAGUUCGCUUUGUUAAAAGAAGGCGAUCAUCUAGUUUGGGACAAAGAUGACAAGUAUGCGAUGGAUUUUGUGGCAGCUUGUGCCAAUAUUCGAGCACACAUCUUCGGGAUUACCCAAAACAGCCGGUUCCAGAUUAAAUCAAUGGCAGGUAACAUCAUUCCUGCUAUCGCCACCACAAAUGCAGUUAUUGCUGGGCUAGUUGUCCUUCAUGCCCUCAGAAUCCUAGAAAACAAAUUGGAAACUUGUGUACCAGUUUAUUUACGACUGAAGCCAAACCACAAAGGACAUGUCAUAGUUCCAGAAAAAGUUUUUGAAUCUCCAAACCCCAAGUGUUAUGUGUGCUCUGCUAAGAGAGAGGUUAUUGUUAAAAUAGAUAUCGAAAGAAUGACUGUCAAACAGUUUGAAGAAAUAGUCCUGAAAAAAGCAUUGAACAUGCAUGCACCUGAUGUCACUCUUGAUGGCCAAGGGGUUGUGCUCAUCUCAAGUGAAGAAGGUGAAACAACAUCAAACAAUGCAAAAACACUCAAGGAACUUGGUUUGCAAGACGGAAGUGUCAUAGUUGCAGAUGACUUUUUACAAGACUAUGAGCUGAGGAUCAGUAUCGUUCACAAAGCCUAUGUCAAAGAUCAGCCCGAGUAUGAGGUCAUUGCUGCCGCUGAAGAUCUGGUUCCUAAACCUAUUCAAGAGGAAGAAAAGAAGAAUGGUUCUAAAAAUGAAGAUGAUAAUGUGAUGCAAGUUGAUUUGGAGAAUGAAACCAAUGACGUACGGAAGAGGAAAUCUGACAGUGAUGAAAUCCCUACGAAGAAAGCCAAAGUGGAUAAUCAGGAUAACGGUUAUGCUGAUGACAUCAUUGUGCUGUGAAAUCCAUCAGCCAGUAUUACAUGUUUUCUCAGUGCGGAAAUUAGCUCUGUAUUCAUUUAUUGUAAGUUUAAUUUAAAUGUUCCAAAAAUCUGAAUUUUGUAUGUAAUUUCAUGAAAAUUGUAAACGCACUUUUUAAUGAGCGAGGGAUAAGGCUCGCCGUUUGAAUUGUGAACUGUAUUUUAUGCCACCCUGUUAUAUUUUUUUACUGCCUUGCUACAUUCAAAGUUGUCCUGAAUGUGUUUGAAAAUGAAGCGAGCAGCAGGUAAGUGAUACAUUUAAGCUCAUGUUUUGAGAGUAAAUGAAGAAAGAUAUUUUCAAAACGUAAAAAUUCCUGCAGAAAAUGCUUUCUCUUUUGUAAAUGUGCAUUUUUUUUUAAUAGAACGUAUGUUUCAACUUCACAGCAUUCUUAAAUUUUCUCCACGUUUCUCCAAAACUAUAGAAGAACAAAAAUAAAAAGAAACGUAUCACUGUAACCAACGUACGUCCAAAAGACUAAAUGAAGAAAAGCCUGUGUAAGCAUGUGUAAGCAAAAUCUGGCAGGAUCAAAUCUAGUCCUUGCCUUAGCUAUCAAUGUAAGAUACGCUAAAUUUCAAAUAGUUACAGUGAUUCAGCUCUAUGUCCAUUCUUUUUUUUUUUUUUCAUCCCACCAUGAGUCUGUCUAAUUUUUCUGUUCUUAGAGAGGAACUUAAAAUCCUUUCAGAUUUGAUGUAUGACGUUCUCAGUCACAUAUAUGUUGUUUGGUUAAAAGUAAAAAUAAGAAUUUUUCCUAUUUGGGUGCAAACUAUAAAUUAAAAUACAGUACUUAGACUUUUUCCAAAUGGUGUUAAAAUUUUAAAAUUCAAAACAAUUUUGAAUAUGCAAGACUGCACGUGAGUAUUGCAAAUUUUAAAAUGUUAUAAUCGUACUACAAAUCCUCUGCAACAGAAUCUUAUAGCUUUCCAUCCAUGGCCUUAACAUAGCUCUAGCUGUUGACUGCAUUCGUUAACUUACAUCUACAGCUCUCCAAUGCUUUAACACAUUAGCUUAAAAGUUCCUGUUCUAUCUCAGCCGUUGUUUAAAUUGAUAGGUAUCAUAUGGAUAAAGGAAGAAAUAUGACUUUUCGGUCCCCUAAUUGUGUAUGAACAUCAUGAAGAAGUACAUUUACAGUGCGAGAAAAUGUAAGGCCAAGGAUCCAAGUUUUUCAGAACCAACAGACUCAUAAAUAGCUGAAGGCGCCUAAUUUCAGAAUCUUCAUGAAAUAUCUUCAGCCUCUCUUAUAAUCUAAGCUCUGCUUUGUCUCUUUCUUACCACUUGAUACGUAUUGUAUGUAAAGCGUUUGGGCUUUAGCAAAGAAAGAGCCUCUUCUUAUACACCUUGAAUCUCAAGCUCAGAGGUGAAGUGAUCAUAGUUAAUUUAUUUUAUUUAGCUGUAACUGAUGGUGAAAAAACGAAUUUUUUUUUCUUUAAAAAAAAAAAAUCUUAAUUUUUGAGGGAUAUGAGUAAGGUUUCUAAGGUCUCCACCCCUGCAGAUUCUAAUUUCUGAUCAGUUACCUCAAAGUACACAAAUUUAAGAAUAUACUGUCUCAACUGUCCAGAGAUGAGCUUUGGUAUCCCGUUAAAAAUUUGAAUUUAUUUUCUUUCUUAUCAGCAUUCACCUACUUUUUCUUUGUCAUUUUAUUUUUACCUGUGAAAUUUUUUGAAUGUCAAAAUUGUUUUAUCAGUUGCACCACCUAGUUUUAAUUUUUUUCCAACAGCCACUAACUAGGCUUAAUUUUCCUUCUUGUUAUCGAUUUCUCACCUUUUGAAGUAAGACCAGAAUGUGAACUGCUCCUAAUUAAAUACAUAAGUUUUCAUCUGCCAAA